Messenger RNA from Epinephelus fuscoguttatus (brown-marbled grouper), 3315 nucleotides. It is a transcript of the gene sugct, whose product is annotated as succinyl-CoA:glutarate-CoA transferase. NCBI's taxonomy places the organism in Eukaryota, Metazoa, Chordata, Actinopteri, Perciformes, Serranidae. The record is from RefSeq and is a predicted model, not a curated record. Gene Ontology annotation, molecular function: catalytic activity. Bases 33 to 1358 code for a protein of 441 amino acids. The transcript is spliced from 14 exons.
GUCCUGUUGCAGUGAUUGUAGCCUGAUACUUUAUGCUAACAGGUGGGAAUAUGUCUGCGUCUCUCAGAGGGUUUAAACGCCGUUUUUCGGCUCUCUGCCCGGUGGGUUUUACUUCACAGCUUCGGAGGAAUUCGCCGGUGAGAUGUGUGGAGGGUGGUCGGCGGCUGUCACACACACAAACAGCAGGAGGAAACCUUCGACCACUGGAGGGUGUCACAGUGUUAGACCUGACAAGAGUUCUGGCUGGUCCCUUUGCCACUAUGAUCCUGGGAGAUCUGGGAGCUGAGGUGAUCAAAGUGGAGCGACCAGGUAUAGGUGAUGACACCAGAGCCUGGGGUCCUCCAUUUGUAGGAGCAGAGAGCACCUAUUUCCUAAGCGUGAACCGAAACAAAAAAAGUAUUUCUGUGGACCUGAAGCAUCCCAGAGGUGCGGCCGUCAUCCAGGAGCUUGCAGGAGUGUGUGAUGUGCUGGUAGAAAACUACAUUCCAGGGAAACUACAUCAGAUGGGUUUAGGAUACGAGCAGCUGAGCAGAGUGAACCCACAACUCAUCUACUGCUCCAUAUCAGGUUAUGGACAGACUGGUCCUCGGUCUCAGAGUCCAGGCUACGACUCCAUUGCCUCUGCUGUGUCGGGGAUGAUGCACAUCACUGGGUCGGAGGAUGGUGAGCCAGUGCGUCCAGGCGUUGCCAUGACGGACCUGGCAACGGGACUGUAUGCACACGGAGCCAUCAUGGCCGCCCUGCUGCAACGACAGAAGACUGGGCAGGGAGUUCACAUCGACUGUAACCUGCUGUCUUCACAGGUUUCCUGUCUCAGCCAUAUUGCUGCUAACUAUCUGAACGCAGGGAAGGAGGCGAGGCGCUGGGGGACCGCCCACGAGAGCAUCGUACCUUAUCAGGGCUUCAAAACCAAAGACGGACACAUUGUGGUGGCUGCAGGCAACAACAAACAGUUUGUCAAAGUCUGUCAGGUUCUGCAGCUGAUGGAGCUCACAGACGAACCAAAGUACAAAACCAACAAGCUGAGAGUCCAAAACCGCCAACAGUUGCUGCACACGCUCUCACAGAGGUUUCUGCAGGAGAAGACAGCUGAUUGGCUGAAGAGGUUUGAGGGCUCAGGUGUUCCUGUUGGGCCAAUCAACAGCAUUCAGGACGUGUUUUCUGAUUCACAGCUGUCCCUUCCUUCACUGCCGCUAGGCUCCAGUGCCUUGCUAAAGGGCACCUGGCCUGAUAGGAGAACGCUGACAGCAGCUCUUCACUCUUCACAAAAAAUCAUCCAGAAGCCACCUGCAGUAUCUUCGUCAACAAAGCAGCCCACCUUAGCCCUUCCAGAAGUACUACAACAACAGAAGAAGUGACAAAAGUUCCAAGGAGGCCAAAAUGUUAAACAGGGCAGUGGCAGAGUUUAUCUGUUUGGAUGAAGUUCCCAUAUACACUGUUGAAAAGUCUGGAUUUAGAGAACUAGUGAGGAAGCUAAAUAACAGAUCCCAACUGUCUGGCAGGAUUUUUUUUAUGUUCAAUGAAAUUCCCAAGCUCUACACAGAAACAAGAGAGGCAGUCAGGUCAGAACCUAAAGAGUCAAAGUACUUCUCCUGUACCACUGACUUCUGGACCAGCAGAGCCAUGGAAGUAUACAUGGCUGUUACUUUCCAGUCAAUCUCAGCAAACUGGGAAAUACAAGCUUGGUGCUUAGGUUGUUCUGCAAUAAAGAGUGACCACACAACAGAAGGUGUGAGGGAAGCAUUUGAUGAGAUUAUUGAUGAGUGGAGCUUAGAAAUCUCAGAAAUGUCUGGACUCACAACAAACAACACAUCAAACAACAUCAAGACCUUGAUGUCUCUGAUUAUCCCUGGAUUUUGUGUUUUGGGCACAGCUUGGAUUUGGCCGUUGACAAAGCAUUUCGCAUUGAUUGGGUCUCUGCCACCCUGUUCAGGCUACGAAAGACCAUCUCUGCUUUUAGUAGAUCAUCCAAGAUGACCAGGCAGCUCUCAAAAAAGCAAACAGGCUUGAACUUGGUAAACCACAAACUCAUCCAGGAUGAAAAGAUGCGCUGGGGUUCUGCUUAUGACAUAGUGGAGAGGUUUGUAGAACAACAAGAAGCAAUGUGUGCCGUGCUGGCAGAAAACCUAAAAAAAGUGGCCCAAGGAUACUGACAUCACCACUAUCGAAACCAUUAAAGAGGUGCUUGGCCCAUUGAGAAGAUUUACAGAAGCACUGAGCGGAUAGCAACACCCCUGCAGUCCAGCCACUUGUGUGGGAGAUACAGUCAUGUCUUACAGUCUCUGAAUCUGAUAGCAACCUGGCACGUGACAUGAAAGAGAAAUUAAGUGUUGAUCUAUAAAAUGGAUACCAAGACAGGGAACUACAAAAAGUAUUAAACUGUGCCACAUUUCUUGAUCCUCGAUUUAAAGAUUCAUUCAUUUCAAUGGAACAGGAGGUCAAAGAAAUGCUGCUGGAGCAAGCAUGUACUCUCCAGGACUCCAGAGAGACCACUCGACAACCUGAGGGAGAUACAGAGCCAGGGAGCAGCAAACAAGCCAGCAAACGGGCCAAGUCAGACAUGGGAGGGCUUCUUUCAAGCAUCAAGUCAAAGAAGUAAAGAAGCAAGCACUCGGAUGUCAGUCGGUGAGACCUCUACACUUGGACACGGGGAAAAACUUCAGAAUGAGAUUGAAUUCUAUUGCAAAAUGGAGGAGAUUUGUGCUGAGGACAGCCCACUUAGUUGGUGGAAACAGAAUGCAGGAACUUUUCCUCUGCUCGCAUUGUGUGCAAAAAAAUACUUAUGCAUUUCUGCAUCGAGUUGCGCCUCAGAAUGGGUGUUUAGCAUCUCAGGGACAAUAUGCAACCCAAAACGAGUUAGGUUGACACAAGAAACAUGAAUAUGCUUAUUUUCCUUGCAAAAAACUUGCCUGAAGUGAAGUGACGUAAACUGUAAAAGCACUGUUAAUGCUGCUGAGUGGUUAACCCAAAGUUUACAUACUGGUCUUGUGCCUUGUUUUCCUGUGGGAAAAAAAAGAAGAAAAAAAUGUAGCCUAUCUGAAGUAUGAAGGGGUUGAAGGCUGUUAACGCUCUUGCAUCUGAGCUGCUGAGUAUAUCAGGUUAACCUAUUUAAACGUUUACAUAUGUGUGCCUUGUUUUCCUGAAGUGAAAGCGAUUGAAUUAUAAAAGCACUUGUAUUAGCUGAGCUGAUGAAUAUUAGCACUGAAAGUUUUAUUUUUUUUUCAUAGCCUAAGCCUUCUAGGCUACAUUUGUUCAAUAUGCUGCUACAAUGCUUUGUGUAUAUGCUGUUUGUUUUCCAGUGACAUUUAUUUUAUU